AUGUUAUCAAAUUUGCCGACUUUUGAUACCUUUAUCGAGAAGGUUCCGUCGCGAAAUGUAGGCGGUGUUGGUUUUGUUGUGCACCCAUCUGUCGUCCAUGUUGUCGACUCUCACGAGAUCGUGUCACCUCGUCUGGCCAUUCUUCACCUCCGCCCUCUGCGCCAAAAACCCAUCAGUAUCAUCAACUGCUACUCACCAACAUUAGCAGCUGAUGAAUCCGAAUUGGACGCGUUUUACGAGGAGCUGGAAGAAGUAAUCCGCAACGAGAAGUCCUUCUACAAAUUCGUUGUCGGAGACUUCAAUGCAAAACUAGGAGAGGCUGCAGAAGAGGAAUACAGGAUUGGAAGAUUUGGACUAUGGGGCCGGAAUGAAAAUGGCAAUCGUCUCGCUGGGCUGUUGUCCGCCGCUCACCUCUUUCAUGGGAAUUCUCUUUUCAUGAAGAAAGAUCAUCGUCAGUGGACAUGGGAAUCGCCCAAUGGCGCGACUCGGGAGGAGAGCGACCACAUACUCACCAACCGGUGCUGGUGUCUACUUGACAUCUCCGUAAGGAUUCCUGUGCUGGGGGUGCCUCGAAGCCGUAGACGACAAGCUUGGAUCGAAUUUCGAAAGACCACCAAGGAAUUGUUGGAAAGAAAAAGGGCUUUGAGGCUUGCUCCGAAUGCAUCGCAUAUUGAGCGAAAAGCGUUGCAGGAGGAUCUUCUGAAAUGCAGACAGAAGAAGAUUCUGGAAGCAGCACAAAGAAGAAGGAGUCUAAAAAAGUGCCGCAGGGAUCUCCGCGAAUAUAAUAUUCCGCUAGCAACUUUGCUGAGCGAAGACGGAAUUCGCACGUCUUCUCGUCGUGAGAUGGAAAUCAUUACGGAGAGGUUCUACUCGAACCUUUUCCGUUCAUCAACCCCUGUGUCAAGCCCGAUCAUCCCCUUUGGUGAAGCUCCACCACGGAUUCUCCCUUCGGAAGUACGAGUCGCUAUCAAGAGCAUGAAACCUGGCACAGCCCCCGGUCCUGAUUUUAUAUCAACAGACUCUCUCCGGGCUGGUGGCCAUCAACUUCAUGCAAUCUUAGCAGCGCACAUGACAUCCUACCUUCAGAAAGAAAGGAUCCCAGACCAGUGGAGUACCUCGCGUAACCGUUCUUAUCCACAAGAAAGGAUGGUGGAUGAAGCCCAGCCUCAAGAACAAGCUGGAUUCCGUCAGAGGUUCAGUUGCUUGGACCACAUCCAGACCUUGUCGAGGGUCAUAGAGGUUUGCCGGGAAUACCGCCUGCCCCUUGUUCUAACCUUCGUCGACUAUGAGAAAACCUUUGACAGCGUAGAAACGAAUGCAAUACUGUCAGCGCUGGUCGAUCAAGGCGCGCCCUGUUACGCAGCGGAGACGUGGGCAGACACUGCUGCCACGUCUAGGAAGUUUCUUACUACCCACAGAGCCCCCGAGAGAUGUCUUCUGAAGUUUAACCGGCGCACACAACACCUAUCCGGUCUUCGCAACUCCGACUUAAGAGGAAUGUCCCGUCUUGGCGACCCAGCGGAAUAUGUAUCGAAAACAAAACAUAGAUGGGCCGGUCACAUGAGAAGAAUCGACGAUAGAUGGAUUACAAGAACGCUAGAGUGGAUCCGAAGAGAUGCUAAACGCCCUCGAGGGAGACCGCCAGUGAGUGACACGUAUGGACCAGCUGAGGGCUCAGCUGGAUACGGCUGA
Molecule: messenger RNA, 1692 nt
Organism: Necator americanus (New World hookworm)
Lineage: Eukaryota; Metazoa; Nematoda; Chromadorea; Rhabditida; Ancylostomatidae
Exons: 6
Coding region: 1-1692 (563 amino acids)
Biological process (GO): chromatin remodeling
Cellular component (GO): nucleus
Source: RefSeq, a predicted model, not a curated record